Rhopalosiphum maidis (corn leaf aphid) is the source of this 1825-nucleotide messenger RNA. RefSeq lists its product as uncharacterized. Gene Ontology annotation, molecular function: sequence-specific DNA binding. Gene Ontology annotation, biological process: regulation of miRNA-mediated gene silencing; male meiotic nuclear division; negative regulation of DNA-templated transcription. NCBI's taxonomy places the organism in Eukaryota, Metazoa, Arthropoda, Insecta, Hemiptera, Aphididae. Bases 505 to 1683 code for a protein of 392 amino acids. Gene Ontology annotation, cellular component: nucleus; P granule. The record is from RefSeq and is a predicted model, not a curated record. The transcript has 10 exons.
UCUACGCUUUUAUAUUAUCACUAAUCACUCUUUGCCUCUUUGGUCAUUGCCAAGAUAAAUAAAGUUCGUUAGUCUUUUCUCGUUAAAGCUUACUAGCUUAGCCCGCCCAGCAUCUACAUUCUGUAGCUUAACCUUUAACUGCUUGGAGGUAUACUCAAUGUUAGUAUAGCUUUGUGAGUUUUUGAUUGAAUCUCCCACUAUCGCAGCCAUAUAAUUAACCGAUAACGUGUGAAUGUGUGAUUUUUGAAUUUUUCUGUCCGCUGACAUUGUAUUAUAAUAAUAUCACGAGUUUUUUGUAGGCUUUGGUUCGUUUACACCAAGACGAACAUAAACCUUACCAGUAAACUCAUUUUAUAUUUGUCUAACACUUCGACAAGAGUCGAAUCUUUGUCUCCAGACUCCCACACUUUCUUCCUUUCUGACCUAUAAUUGUUUUCUUUUUUUUAUGGCUUUUGCAUAGUAACUAAAAUUGUAUUCUACUACUGGAAUUUAGUGAAGAUAAAUAUGGCUCCCAAGAAAUCUGCAUAUUUCAUUUUCUUAGCUUGUCAUAGAGAUGAUGAAAUUAAGAAAGGAAAAAAACCAUCCAACUACCAAGAAUUAAAUUUUAAAUUAUCACCCAUAUGGAAUAAUAUGACUAAAGAUGAAAAAAAUAAAUAUAAAGCUCUUGCUCAUAAAUAUAAUUCAAAUAAUUCAAAUUUUAAUGAAGAACAGCCAUUGAAUUAUAUUAGUGAUGUACAAAAAAAUAGUCGUGAUUUUUGGAAUAUGCCGAAACAAAUAACUAACAUGUUUAAUUACAUAUCUAACGUUCAAGAGUUAUUAAAUAAAAAAUUUAUUUUAUUACACAUAAAUUGUCAUUCUCAUGAUGGAGAACAGUAUUAUUUUCCUGCUGAAAUAGCAGCACUAGAAUUUAAUUUAAAAGAUGGGCUUUCUCGCACUUAUCAUCAAAUUAUUGGUAUUUCUAAAAUAUAUCCAAAAGGUUAUGCUGGAGGUAUGAGAGUAUUUUCUGAUAAAUUUCAUCAAAUUAAUUGUUGGGAUGAACAUCCGGAUGAUUAUCGAAAUAUAUUUUUUGAAUUUUCAACAUUUCUUAAGGAUGGAAUAAUCAAUAGUACAGAUUUAAAAGAAGGUACUCUGGAGUUACCAUAUUUAUAUACUGUACAGUCAGAAAUUGGUGUAAAUAUGAUGAAAGCUAAAAAUAGCUUGGAAAGACUAUACUCCACAGCUUUUCCAGAAGUUGAUGCUGAACGUUGUAAGUCUAUAUUCAAAAUAGGAAAUGCUGAGCAAUUAUUGUUAGAAAUAAAAAAAAAAAUGAAUCUACAUUUGGAUGUAGAAAAAAAUUUAAGUUCAAGAAAUUCAGUUUGUAACAUUUUAGAAUCUGAUUUUUAUGGACAAGGACUCGGUUGUAUGUACCAUGAAUUAAGAGAUAUUUCAUUCAAAUGUUCCAAAGCCCGCAUUAUUCAGUGGAUGUCAAAUAUUUGUAUUCACAUAAAUACGUUUACUAAUUUAAACCUUGUACCUGGAAAACACAUGGCAGCUCAAUUAAAUGAUGGUUCAAAAUUGAUAAUUGAAAAUGCUCAUUUGCCUCUCUCAGCAGCAGAUCUAAAAUUAAACAAAAAUGCUUCUUAUGAUGAUAUAUUGCCUAACUCUAUCAUAUCAUCACAAACACAAAAUUGGGAAAAUACAUAAUGGGUCUUGUUGCCAUUUAUCAUUUAUAUAAUCUUCCAUUCUACAGUAUAGCAUAUACAGGAUGAUUAUUUUAUAAAAUAACAGUCAUUAUUUUAAUAAAUUAAUACUUUUUAAAAAAAAUUUUAAUAGAUACAAUUUUAUA